Uncinocarpus reesii 1704 is the source of this 864-nucleotide messenger RNA. RefSeq lists its product as uncharacterized. Lineage: Eukaryota; Fungi; Ascomycota; Eurotiomycetes; Onygenales; Onygenaceae. The record is from RefSeq and is a predicted model, not a curated record. The transcript has 2 exons. The coding region runs from base 1 to 864 and encodes 287 amino acids.
AUGGCUCUUCGCCUUCCGAAAUUGCAUGUUUUCAUGCGAUGGUUCCUCCUGAGUCUCGCCAUAGCCGGGAGCGCCGGAUUGAACCCAGAGAAAAACAGAUUCGUUAACCCAGGACGCGGUGGCCCAACUCCAGUCUGGCUGGUUGGAGAAGAGCAAGUUAUCUCAUGGAAAACAGAGAUGGAGGUCUACAAUAUAAGCUUGUGGCAUGAGUUUCCUGGUGGCGGUGGGGCCACAUUCGGCAGUGUUUUGUACUCUGCUUCAAGUAGUGCGAUGCCGAUGAACUUCACUUGGACCGUACAGUUAUACGACUUCGACUUGAGCUUCUCAAACGUAUUCUUUUUCUGGUUCAAUCGUGGUGCCCGAGAGCAUUUUAUCUCACGUUAUUUCAACAUUACUAGAGACGAUUCUAUUUUAUCGACAAGGUCAACAGCGACGACAAUGUCAACAGCCACGACGUCUGUACCAUCUAGCCUGCCCAGCUCGCCCGACGCGUCUGCUACAGCUACCACUCCUAUAGAAACGGCGGAUGCGACACCUUCCUCAGAACCGCAGAGUGAUGGGCUGACUACCAACUCGAAAGUUGGAUUGGGCGUCGGAGUCGGCAUCGGUGUCCCAAUAAUCGCCCUUCUAGCUUUCAUCGCAUUUUCCAAAUACUUCAGACGCCGGCCACAACCUACCGAUUCCAAUUUCCAGCAGACAUCGCCAAUGGUUUAUACUUCAAACACGCGCCGUCUUGGCCCCAAGAAGUACUUGAACGAUUAUCGUAAACCUGUUGAGCUGGACGCCGGAACGGACCAUCCACUACAGCCAGAGUUGCCCUCUGACUCCAAGUUGAAACGAUCAGAACCGGUGGUCGAGAGCUAG